AUUUUGUAGUAUUCGUGAUUACAAUUGGCGAACGUUGUGGGAAAUACCAAGUGAAAUAGUGGUGAUCGAUGGCAAAGUAAGCAUUUACGUGGUUAAAACCAGAACGGGUCGCGCGUUCCCGUAACUCCUGGUGAUUCAUCGAGGUUUUAUAAACGUUUGUCACUAUGGACACCGACGAUGGUGAAUCCUCAAGCAGUGGGCCUAUGUCCAGCUUGAAUAGCUUAUUUUCCUUCACAAGUCCUGCUGUAAAGAAAUUACUUGGCUGGAAACAGGGUGAUGAAGAAGAGAAAUGGGCCGAAAAAGCAGUGGACAGCCUCGUGAAGAAGUUGAAGAAGAGAAAAGGAGCCAUCGAGGAGUUGGAGCGCGCGUUGUCCUGUCCCGGCACGCCUUCCAAGUGCGUCACAAUACCACGGUCGUUGGAUGGAAGAUUGCAGGUCUCACAUCGCAAAGGCCUGCCUCAUGUGAUCUACUGCCGAGUGUGGCGGUGGCCGGACCUCCAAAGCCACCACGAACUUAAACCACUUGAAAUUUGUCAGUUUCCAUUCAGCGCUAAACAAAAGGAGGUAUGCAUAAAUCCUUACCACUACAAACGCGUAGAGAGCCCAGUUUUGCCACCAGUUCUUGUACCUCGGCAUUCGGAAUUCGCUCCGGGGCACUCUCUGCUGCCCUUCCAGAGAACAGUGGAGCCGGCGAUGCCCCACAACGUAUCAUACUCGGGGUCAGGGUUUCCACCUUCGGCGACAUCGGAACUGCCGGAUACUCCUCCUCCGGCGUAUUCUCCGCCGUCCGACGACACCGAGCCCCCCGGAGAAGUAGCUCCGGUUUCCUACCAGGAGCCCCUGUAUUGGGCGUCAGUGGCGUACUACGAGUUAAACUGUCGAGUCGGUGAAGUUUUCCAUUGCAACUCACACUCCGUAGUAGUGGACGGCUUCACCGAUCCAUCGAACAAUAGCGAUAGGUUCUGUCUCGGCCAGCUCAGCAACGUGAACAGAAACUCCACGAUAGAGAACACCCGGCGUCACAUAGGGAAAGGCGUCCACCUGUACUACGUGGGCGGAGAGGUGUACGCCGAGUGCCUCUCGGACGCGGCCAUCUUCGUGCAGAGCCGCAACUGCAACCACCACCACGGCUUCCACCCCUCCACCGUCUGUAAGAUCCCGCCGGGCUGCUCGCUGAAGAUCUUCAACAACCGCGAGUUCGCCCAGCUGCUCUCGCAGAGCGUGAACCACGGCUUCGAAGCGGUCUACGAGCUGACGAAGAUGUGCACCAUCCGGAUGUCAUUCGUGAAGGGCUGGGGGGCGGAGUACCACCGGCAGGACGUGACGUCGACGCCGUGCUGGAUCGAGAUCCACCUGCACGGGCCGCUGCAGUGGCUGGACAAGGUCCUGACGCAGAUGGGCUCCCCUCACAACGCCAUAUCGUCCGUGUCUUAGCCGUGCCGCGAUCACAUUCGCCCCCCACCGUUGUUCGUAUUUUUAUUUCGGUUCUAUUCGCUAAUCUCACAAAAUUACGUGCAUUUUUUUUCUUUAGUAAGCUAAGAGAUUGUGGAUUUUAAAUUUUGUAAAAAACUUUCUACAGCAGUAUCCGAAAAGAUUGCUGACAAAAGAUUUUAUAAAUUAAUUUAUUUCCGCCAAGAUGUUUCGUAGGAAUGUGUCGAUAUCCGAGUGUUCGUUAUCUUGCGGAAAUUAAGAAAUUAAACUUCUACGAAUAUAACAUAAAAAAAAAAACGUUUCAUACAGUAACGUGACUAUUCGUUGCCAUAUAGCGAUUUUAUAUUUUUAAUAUCUAAACGCGUAUUCAAUUUAACUAUAUGCCCAAAUAUUUUAUAAAAUUGUAGCUCAAAUGAUGUGUCCAAUACGGUCGGAACGUGAAACGUAUUCUAAGUAAUUGUUUGUAUCUGUUAUAAAGACAUAUAUUAGGAAUGGAUGAAUUAUACUCGUGAACGUUUUACGAUGAUGACGACUUAAUAUAAUCGUUGUAAAUAAUUGGAGAGGUUAAGAAUCGGUUCGGUGUGUCGAAGACUCGAUUAUUAAAAUGGUAUGUCAAGGUAUUGUAACUAUACGAUUAUUAACAAUAUAUAAAGCUUCUAGUUAUCUUAAAUGCAAUUUUUUUUUUACUAAUUUUUACAUUGUGUAAUUAAAUGGUUAUGUGGUGCCCAAAAUUUUAACAAUAAUUUAAUUAAAAAAAAAAUAAGUUAGAGAACUUUCGAAAUUGAGUCGCCCUUUUACAUACAUGUAUAUAAAAUAAAAAUGAUAUUCCUUUACGGGGCCACAGUAACAGUUAAUCAUAACGGUAAAUAUAUUUUACAUGAAGUAGUUCUAAGAUGGAAUUGAAUAGGAAUCGUGUCGAAAAGUAAACAUGUUUUAUUGGAUAUAGAAUUAUUUCGUUAUAAUAAUAGUCAAGACCAAAUGUGAAAUUGUAAAUUGGUGCGUUCGUGUUUUAAUUUUUUUUUUUUUUUAUAACGUAUAUGGCAGUGGUUCUAAAAGUAUGAAUGUGCCAUUUUGUGUAAAUUGUGAAUUCAACGGAGAAACUGGUCUUUUAUUUGAAUGGUGGAAUGUUGUUUUUUCGUUGUAAGAAAAUUGAUUUUUUUUUUUUAAUUGUAAAUUUUGUUACAUUUAUAUUUUAUAUUUGGACGAAGGAUAAAAUUUAUAAUAAUAACGGAUUUAAUGAUUGAAUAUAAUUUGAUACGAUCAAUGAUUAUGAUCGUUGAUAGAACUUGACUUAUAAAACCAAAUUGGGGCAUUGCGCAGACAAAAUUUCUUAUUGAAUUGAUCUCAAAAUAAUACUAAGUGUUUAGUUCCUCCUGAUGAUUCACUGUGGCGUGUCCCGUGCCUUAUGAGAGUGCAUUCAAUGAAAACUAAAAGAAUGAAUGAAUGAUAGGAACAAUUAAAUGAAACAUACAUUCAGAUGUAUUUAAUUUUUAACGAAUUAAGUAACAGAUAACACAAAAUUAUUCGCUAUAAGUAUUUUUCAAUACGAAAGCCUAAUUUUAUACGUAAAGGCUUUUAAUAUACUAUAUAUUUACAAAUAUAAGUUACAUGUUAAAGUUUAUUAUAAUAAUAAUAAUUCUCUUCACAAUACAGAUUAUAAAAUAUAUAUGUAUUAAUUCUAUAAUUUCCAGUCUACACGAUAUAUGAUGAUUAAUAUAAUCUAAUUAUACUCUGACCGUUCUCAAAGCUGUACGAGGGCUCUCAAAGGCCUUUAUUAAGUUUUUAUUUCACUCUAACUGCUCUUCUAUUCGAUUGAGUUAAUAGUACUUCACAAACAUUAUGCUGUUUGUUUUAGUAAAUGGAAUGAAUAGUUAAUUUUUUAAAACUUUUUCAAAUUCAUAAAGUACGUAGUUACAUGAAUUAGUCGAAACACUUACUACAUUUUCAUAAUGUUCACAAACUGACAAUAUAUUAUAAAUAUAAUGGUAUAGGAAGGAAAUAAUGUACAAUUUUGUAUAAUUAGCUCUUAAAUAUAUGUUACAUAAUACUACUAAAUGUACGUGCCUACAUAAUUUAUUAUAUAAACCCGUCCAAGUGAAUGCCUCUGUAGCUCAGUUCUGUUUUGAAAAGUAUUGUAUUUUAAAAAUUUAAAUGAUUUAAAAAUAUAUAUAAAUAUAUUAAAUAUUUUUCAUGUUAAUGACAUUUAAGCAUAAUAAUGGAAUUAUGUAUACGUAUGUCUGUAUAUAAAGAUGGAUGUUGAUAUUGAAUUUAGAUUAAUCGAAUUUUGACACAGCUCGAUCGAUAACCAUGGAAGUAGGCAUAAUGUAAAUAUUUAAUUUACUCUGUUGGAACUUGCUUACAGAACAUCCAUCUUAUACAUACAGAAGUAUAUAAAUAUAAGUAUAAUCACAAUAAAUAACAAUUUGUUCUAAAUGUUAUUGUUCCCAAUGAAAUCGAUAACAGAACUGAGUUACCAUAUUAUACAAAUAUUGAAAUAUGUAUUUUUACUUUAAAAUUACCGUCGUUGCUAUUUUUAAAUACUAUUAUAAUUGUAUUAUAUAGUGCCUUUUUUUAAAUACAACGUAAAUAAGCCUUAUUCCGACAUGAAUAAUUUUUCAUAUAUUUUUAACAGAUUAAAAAUAGAUGGCCUUAAAAAAUAAUUUCAAUGAAAUUAUAUUUUGUGUACAGGGUUAUAUGAAGACUAGUUCCAUUCUUUACUUUUGUCGUAAGAGUAAUGGAAACUAUUCUGUACCAAGAUAAUUAGAAAACGAAUAACUUUAUAUUUAGUCAUUAAAAACUAAACGUAAAUUUAUUUUUUUUGCAUAUAAAGUAUGAUAAUCUGUGCUAUUAGAUUUUUUUCUAUAGGUUAAAUGAUGUGGUCUGAAAGAAUUUAUAAACUGGCAACAUCGAAUUGAGUCUCGCCAUUUUGAUGAAUCUAAUAAUAACGCAAAUCGCGUUAUUACUAGAUAAUAAUAUUUUUAUGCUAGGACUGUUUAAUUAUUGCUUAUAAUUAUGAAGUCUUCGAUAAAAAAUUUAAAUAAAACAUUAAAAUGAGAUUGUGUACAUCAAAAUGGCUGAUCAAAAUCGAAAUAAGAUAACCUAAGCUGUUAUUAAAACUCUUUAAACUAUACAUACUGUACAGCUUUCAACCAAAUUAAAACGGUUAUUAUUUAAAUGAAAAUUGAAGUUUAUUAAAAUAUUAGAGAUUUUAUUUAAUCUAUGACGAAAACAAAAUUGUAAAUAUUGUUCAAAGUUGUAAUUGUGUCAAUAUUUUUAGACUGGCGUGACCUAUUGAAUUUAUUCGACUUUAGAUUAGAUGUGACUAAUCAUUUUUUAAAUUCCUUCGUUCUCAAUGCGACGUAGACAAUCGAAUCAUUCAUUCACUCAUCAAAGACUUGAUGUUCAUAGACUCGGUGUUCAUUUAUGUAUAGUAUUUAAUUAUGACUACGUAUAGUUUGAGAAUAUUUAUAAAUAUACAUGAUUUUUAAUUUAAACGUCAUGUCAAAAAUAAUUCGAUUAAAUUAGCUGGAUAUUCAUGUAUAUAUUCUGUUACGUGUUUGUGUAAAAUCCUAGAUUACAUUUGUGCGAUUAUUUUAUACAGCUUACGAAGUGAUUUAAAUCAUUUAAUUUUUUUAUAUAUAAAGUUCUGACGAUCAACGUCAUCUAAAGGGAUAAUUUUGUAGUAUUUGUACAAAAAACCGCCAUAAAUCUCAGUUGACGUUAGUUUUUUUUUAAAUAAAUGUUUUACUCGUUAAUUCGUUUAGACGAUUGUAAGUUGCUUAAAAAAACGUACAAAUGUAAUGGUCCUCAAAAUGAAACCUACAAGUUUAUAAAAAUAAUGUAUGAUAUUUGUAAUUGAAUGAAUGACGAUAUCGCUCAGUCAGUUUAUGAAUGCUAUUAAAAUUUAAGCCGUAUUAUAAGUGUAUAAGGUUGGAAGUUGUUUGAAUACAGCAGCGGGCGAUACUAAGUUAAAAUUAAUCGUAAUAAAUGCCAUUGUAUGUGUAAUUUUUAUUACUAUGAACAUUUUUCUCCGUUUAGUACAUAAUUAAUAAAGUUUCUUUAUUUAG
Vanessa atalanta (red admiral) is the source of this 5497-nucleotide messenger RNA. RefSeq names its product protein mothers against dpp (gene Mad). The record is from RefSeq and is a predicted model, not a curated record. Gene Ontology annotation, biological process: cell differentiation; SMAD protein signal transduction; anatomical structure morphogenesis. NCBI's taxonomy places the organism in Eukaryota, Metazoa, Arthropoda, Insecta, Lepidoptera, Nymphalidae. The transcript is spliced from 3 exons. Gene Ontology annotation, cellular component: heteromeric SMAD protein complex. Gene Ontology annotation, molecular function: I-SMAD binding; DNA-binding transcription factor activity, RNA polymerase II-specific; RNA polymerase II cis-regulatory region sequence-specific DNA binding. Bases 165 to 1433 code for a protein of 422 amino acids.